AUGACAGACUUUUGGCUGAUUUCGGUCCCUUUGGACAAGACCAGUUUAACCAGUGUGGAGAAAUUGAAGCGCAAUCUUGCCAAAACCAACCUGGCCUCCUGCUGCAGGUUCUCCAUUCCAGAACUCAAGUUGGUGUUUUUGCACUGCGACCGCUUCGUAGAGUUCCACUCGCAGCAUGGAAGCUACUACAAGACACGUAUUCCAAAGUUUGGACGGGACUUCUCUUACCACUACCCCUCCUGUGACCUCUUCUUUGUGGGGACGAGUUCUGAAGUGUUCAGACUGAAUUUGGAACAAGGGCGCUUCCUUAACUCACUUCAGACCGAUGCUGUGGAAAACAAUGUGUGUGACAUCAACCCUGUCCAUCAUUUGUUCGCCACAGGAUCCUCUGAGGGGAGGGUGGAGUGCUGGGACCCUCGUGUUCGGACCAGAGUGGGCAAGCUGGACUGCGCUCUGAGCAGCCUGGCUGAGGGAGCAGAAGUUCAAAGUUUGCCCUCCAUUACCGCUCUGAAGUUUAACGGCUCCCUCACCAUGGCAGUAGGCACCAGCACAGGACAGGUGCUGAUCUAUGACCUGCGCUCCAACCAGCCGCUGCUGGUUAAAGAUCACUUCUACAACCUGCCAAUCAAAUCAAUCAACUUCCACGACCCACUGGACCUGGUAGUGUCUGCCGACUCCAAGAUUAUAAAAGUCUGGAGCAAAGACACUGGCAAGGCUUUCUCCUCCAUACAACCUCAGACCAACAUCAAUGAUGUUUGCAUCUACCCUAAUUCAGGUAUGCUCUUCACUGCCAAUGAGGAUCCCAAGAUGAACACAUUCUACAUGCCGGCGCUUGGCCCUGCACCUCGGUGGUGCUCCUUCCUGGACAACUUGACAGAGGAGCUGGAGGAGAGUCCGGAGAGCACAGUGUACGAUGACUACAAGUUUGUGACCAGGAAGGACCUGGAAAAUCUUGGUGAGACCUUGCUGCCUUAA
Molecule: messenger RNA, 975 nt
Organism: Notothenia coriiceps (black rockcod)
Lineage: Eukaryota; Metazoa; Chordata; Actinopteri; Perciformes; Nototheniidae
Product: nucleolar protein 10-like
Exons: 10
Coding region: 1-975 (324 amino acids)
Biological process (GO): maturation of SSU-rRNA from tricistronic rRNA transcript (SSU-rRNA, 5.8S rRNA, LSU-rRNA); proton transmembrane transport
Cellular component (GO): small-subunit processome; nucleolus; proton-transporting V-type ATPase, V1 domain
Molecular function (GO): protein binding; proton-transporting ATPase activity, rotational mechanism
Source: RefSeq, a predicted model, not a curated record